UAUUGCGGGAAAUGAAUCAGUCAACGAGUGCCGCAGCUGUUCAGUGCAAUACGGUAUAGAGAUUCGUAUCUAAACGUGUGCUGCAUCAGUCACCAGGUAUACUGUAUAGUGAAGGUAUAAUAUGAUGAGAUCGAGAAAAACUACCGGCAAGAUGGUGGCGAGUGCGACAGUCAUUGUGUGGUCCUCGUGUCUGCUGAUGAUGAUGCUCCUCCUCCUUCCAUCCUCGUCAUUGGCGCAGGACCAGGACGAGACAAAAGCAGGAGACAGCAGGAACUGGUGCUCUGGGGAAUGCGAACCCGAGUCCUGCCCUGCGGCAGAGGGCUGCAAGGCGGGCUUCACUCUGGACCCCUGCGGGUGUUGCACAGUGUGUGCCCCAAGUCUGGGGGACAAGUGCGACUACUACAACAACAACAACUCGGAAGAGGAUGAGGAUGAGGCCACCAAGAAUGUGGACAGGGCCAUUCAAGAGUCAUCAUCAUCAUCGAGGUUUGGCGAUUGUGGCGACAACCUCGAGUGCCGACUACGGGACGACAACCGAUCACCAGGGGACCGAGAAGCCACUUGCCAGUGCACAGACCAGAGAAUCGUGUGUGGCUCGGAUGGCAAGACCUAUGACAACAUUUGCCAAUUACGGGAAGAGUCUGUUGUUGUUGGACUCCAAGAUUCUUCUUUUUCCAUCAACGAGGAUGUGGACAAAAGCAGCAACAAGCAGCAGCAGCAGCAGCAGCAUCCCUUGCUCACUGUGGCCCAAUGGGGGCCAUGCGAGGAAGGCAAGUACACACUCCAGUGGGGAACUAUUCUUUCCCCCAGCAUCACCAGCAGCCCUGAGCCCCAGGUCCGAGUGGGCCAGCACGGGAAUGCGGCCCUGGCCUGCGAGGCCCGCGGCUGGCCCGUGCCCACCAUCACGUGGGAGACAGUGCGGGCAGACGGCAGUCAUUUCGUGCUCCCAAGCGACCACACGACCAUCGCCGUGCAGCAACGAGGCGGGCCAGAGAGACUCAUGGUGAGCGGGUGGGUGCAGGUCAUGAGUGUGCAGCCCCACGACGGCGGCCGCUACACCUGCGUGGCCACCAACAAGUUGGGCGAGGCCAGGGCCGAGUCCCAGCUGGGGGUCUACGAGGGUAAAUACGAACGAUACCCAAUCUGUCCACAAAACAGCGGUGGAGCCCGUGGCAGACUUAUUGAUUCCCCCGCCAUUAUCGUCGUCGGAUGUCAACAACAACCGAGUGUAGCCGUUUCCUUAUUUGCUGCUGUUGCUGCUCCUGAUGAUGCUGUUGUUGGGUGCAUGUUGCAGACGACGACGACGACGACAACAAACCGAAAACACCAAGUUGCACUUUAGUACAGUACUGCACUAUAUGCUCUUGUGCCCUCGCUCAUUUCGGAGCCGCAGCAGCAGCAAGAAUAGUGCAAAUGCUUUGUGUUCAUCAUCAGCUUAUAUUACUCUGAGCCAUGAAUACUCGCGAUUAUAUUCCUGUCAUCGACGAGAAUUAUACAAAAGGGGGAAACAACAUCACAUCAUGCACAAUAGCUGAACAUAAUGAAGUUUGAAAUACUGUUUGAA
Molecule: messenger RNA, 1564 nt
Organism: Notodromas monacha
Lineage: Eukaryota; Metazoa; Arthropoda; Ostracoda; Podocopida; Cyprididae
Source: the annotation of a GenBank genome assembly